Scophthalmus maximus (turbot) is the source of this 5244-nucleotide messenger RNA. It is a transcript of the gene gon4la, whose product is annotated as gon-4 like a. The transcript has 26 exons. Lineage: Eukaryota; Metazoa; Chordata; Actinopteri; Pleuronectiformes; Scophthalmidae. Gene Ontology annotation, molecular function: transcription coregulator activity. The record is from RefSeq and is a predicted model, not a curated record. Gene Ontology annotation, cellular component: nucleus. Bases 111 to 4121 code for a protein of 1336 amino acids. Gene Ontology annotation, biological process: regulation of DNA-templated transcription.
CGCGGCCCCCUUCGACGUCACGUGCACGUCAUCACGCACACCCGGAAAUGUAGUUCCCCUACAUCGGAAGCGAUCGUUGUGGCGGAGGUCAGAGGUCAUGAUCCUCCACAAUGAACCCGGUCCGCAAACGCCUCAGACUCAGCCCGUCCGCUCAGCUGCUCUCCCAUGAUGCUUUGCUGCUGCCGCCUGAGGAGGAGGAGGAGGAGGAGGAGGAGGAAGGUUACCUGCUGGUGGAGGAAGAUACCACUGACUCCAGCCUCGUCAUCACCAUGGAGGACAGCCAGCUGGAGGUGAAGGCGGCGAGGAGGAGAGCAGUGAGUAAGAGGAGGGGCAAAGUGCCUGAGGAGGAGGAGGAGCAGAGGGGCGGGGCCUCAGAGAGCGACGAGAGGGAGCAGACGGGGGUUGAGGUGGAGAUUGACAGACAGCUCGACCAAUCGCUGGAGACAAAGUCUAAACAACACAACCUGACCACAGUGAACGUCCGCAACAUCCUCCACGAAGUGAUCACUAACGAACAUGUGGUGGCCAUGAUGAAAGCUGCCAUCAACGAGACUGAGGCCAUCCCUCCCUUUGAGCCAAAGAUGACUCGGUCCAGGUUCAAGGAAGUUGUGGAGAAAGGAGUGGUGAUUCCAGCCUGGAACAUUUCUCCCAUCAAGAAGACCAGUGACGUCAACAAGGCUCCUCAGUUCAUGGACAUCCCCCUGGCUGAGGAAGACUCCUCCGAUGAAGAGUAUCGUCCUGACGAGGAGGACGAGGAUGAGACGGCUGAAGACACGUUCCAGGAGAGCGACAUGGAGAGCUCAGCCUCGUCUCCCAGAGGAAGUCGACUGAGCCGGGUGGAGGAGGACAGCUGCAGCCCCUGGCAGAUUCCUCGGAGCCGAUCCAGGAACUUGAGGGUGAGGUCUGUCUCAAUGGGCCCGCCCCCUCCUCCCAAAGCCCCGCCUCCCAAAGCAGUACCUGACUGCAGCUUUCUGGAGAAACUUCAUGCUGUGGAGGAGGAGCUGGCGGUUUGUAUGGAGCCGUACCAGCCUCUGGCGGAGUCGGAGGACGAAGCGGGUCUGAUGGCGUACCGGACUCGGUCCAAGCGUCCCCUGCGCGACGUCCCACUGGGCCGGCUGGAGGCGGAGCUCCGAGCUCCUGACAUCACACCUGACAUGUACGACUCCAGCUCCGCCCAUGAAGACAGGGACUGGACUGAUUGGCUGAGAGGCCUGAUGACCACAGAGAUGGACAAUGAAGAGGAGUGUGAUGAUGAUGAUGAUCCAGAGUAUAACUUCCUGGCGGACGUCGAUGAACCUGACCAGGAGGAUUACCGUGACGACAAGGCUGUCCGCAUCACCAAGAAGGAGGUGAACGAGCUGAUGGAGGAGCUGUUUGAAACGUUAAAAGAAGAUCUUGCGGGACAGGAAGUGGACGAUGAAGGCCAUGAGGAGGAGGAGGAGCCACAGGAGGAAACACUCGCUGAUCAGACACACACAGCUCAGGAGCAGCACGACACAGAGCUGGGCGAUGACGAAGAGGAGGAAGGACCAAUUGCAGAGCUGCGUACUGUGAAGCAGCAGCUGUCUUGGAUCAGGAAGAGACGGCAGACACACACACUGUGCAACACACACACACACUGUCCUGAGCCGCACACACUGAAGCUGGACAGGAAACAGAAGAGCAGACUGCAGCAGCAGCUCCAGCAGCAUGUCCAGCUGCUGACUCAGAUUCACCUGUUGAGUUCACCUGUGGCCAAACUUCACAGCGAGGCCGAGACCACCAGACAGUUCCUGGUGGAGCUGGAUGUGCUGGCUCAGAGGUCCGAGCUGCUCAUGUCUUCGUCUUGUCCUGGUUUCUUCAGCCUCUUCCGGUCGUCCAACCUACAGGGGGCGCUGCAGCUGCUGGAGGAGCUGCGACUGACUCCCAUCAGCUACCGGUCGCAGCUCCGCCCACCGGACGCGAGAGGAUACAUGCGUUGUUUCCCCGUCAUGCCGGCGGAACUGUCCUGGCUCUUUGCCACUCGUCCUGUCUUCCUCUACCCAGAGCUGCUGCCCUGUGCCAGUCUGGACCCGGACCUGUACUGCCCACGCAGGACGGCAGCCUUCACUGCAGCUGAGGACUGCCUCCUGGUUCUGGGCCUCAGGAACAUGGAGGGGUCAUGUGACCCGACUAAGUUGGUGUCUCAGUUCCUGUUGAGGAAGACUCUGGUGCAGGUCAGACGAAGAGUCCUGCAGUGCUGCAGACCUGGUUUCCCUGACAACAUCGUCAAGGUGUUCAGGUACCAGCGGGUGUUGUGGUCUAUGCCAGUGGCCUGCCACCCUGUCGAUCCAGCAGAGCGACGCCCCCCUGUGGAGAGAGAGGAGAGCGUCAUGCCUCUAUGGCUGGUGAGGAGUCUUCCUGUCAUCUACCCGACCAUUAGACAGUAUAAUGCUCCUCCUGGCUCCGCCCCCGAGACCCCGCCCACCUGCAGGGGGGGUCGACAGCGUCAGAGUCACCUGACCUUCCUCCGCUCUGCCUCCAGCAGCUACAGCUUCCCCCCGGGGACGACAUAUCCCCCCCGCCUGCCCAAAGACCUCGAUUUCAGACGCAUCGGCUUCGUCCUGCUGCUGCAGCCCCUCCCACCUCCGCCCGCUGACUUCGCCCCCCUACCUGCUGGACAGGUGUGCCCCCCCUCCCCCGGCACCCCCCAGGGUCUCGGCCCCUCACGAGCCCUCAGCCGACUCCUCCUGACCCGGGCUGACAGCCCAACUGACAUCAUCACUACCUCCCCUGUCUCCAUGGCAACCACAGAGCAAAUCAGACGCCACUACCAGACCCUGGCAGGCCUGAGGAGGAGGAGGACACAGAAACCCACCCUGAUCAGAAGAGGAGGAGCAACGACUGAUGUGGAGGCUCUUGCUCCUCCUUCUCCCCCUGUAGACCCCGCCCCCUCUCUGCUGGGGGUAGAGGAGGACGACGAUGAUAAUGUCAUUGGGACGAAUGAGGAGGAAGAGGAAGAAGAGGAGAGCGACGUCUUCCUGGCCCUGUCGGAAUCAUCAUGCAGCAUUGCAGGGAGUGUCACCCAUGAUGACGACCUGGCCGACCCGGAAGAGGCGGAAUCAGAGAGCAAAAGGGACGUGACUCCAACAGCAGACAAGGAAGAAGAAGACGGUGGUGAUGAUGAUGAUGAUGAAGGAGGGAGUGUGUCCGUCCGCCCGAUGCAAGAAAAGGUGUGGUCGGGAGGAACUGAGGAGGAGGAGGAUGAAGGUGAUGAGAGACGGUCGGAGGACGAGGCGUUCGCUCAGGAUUAUCUCCACAGAGUGUGUGAGGUCGUGCAGGUGUGUCCCAGCCGCUCCAAGCAGCUGCUCCAGGAGCUGAACCACUUUUCCUCGGCAGGGCCCCUGGAGGCCUCGGGGGCCCCGGAGCGUCUGUACGACGGACUGAUCUGCGUGUUGCGGCCCUGGCCUCAGCUGCUCAGAGACUUUGCUGCUUUCCUGAACCGGGACCAGGCCCGGUGCUGUGGACUGCUGUUGGAGCAGCAGCUGUUUGAACGCAGCCGACGUUUUCUACGGCAACUGGGGCAGAGCCUGGGAGAAAGCUCCGCCCUCUACCAACAGGUGGUGUCAGUGCUGCAGGGAAGCCCCUCCCCCCCUCCCGCAGACAUGGACACGAUCUCGGCUCUGCUCGGUAAACAUCCUGAGCUGCAGGAGCUUUUCCAGCAGUUUCACGGCCAGUCGUCGCCCGACGCAACCAGCUCCUCCGAGGCCACAAAGACGGACUCUGUUUCACAGAAUCCUUCUGACGGGAACAGGACGGGGGUCGACCGUCUGACAUCUGAAGAGAGCGAGACAGGAAGUGACGGAAAGGAAGAGGAGGAGCGACCGGUUUGUGCCAGAAACAUCUCGGUGACCUCGACCGGAAAGAAGGUCGUCAUCUGGACCCGGGAGGCGGACCGCGCCAUCCUGACAGCCUGUCAGCAGAGUGGAGCCAAUAGGAAAACCUUCAGACAGGUGUCCGCCCAACUGGGAAACAAGACAACCCAACAGGUGAGUCUGCGUUUCCACGACCUGAUGAAUCUUUUCCAGUCUGCGUCGCAGAGUUCGACCUCCUGUUCCACCGAGGGCCAGCCAAUCAGCAGACAGGAAGCAGCCCCCGACUAGGGGCUGGGCCGAUCAAGGAUGAAUCUGCGAUCUACCAGAAAGUGGAUUUCAGAGCCUGAUCCAGAUCCACUUAUUAAGAACAGAAGAUCAGAACUGAUUGAAACUCUUGGCUCCAGAAACAUCGACCUCAAAUCAGUUUUAUUGACGCUAGAUCUUAACAGCAUGAUACUAAUAGGACACACAGCGACUGUUUCAAGAACACAUUUAAAGUUAUACUAGAGUUCCAGAAGGUUCCAGACUUGGAAGCAGCUAAUGUAAAUACGAAAAGGACAAAAGUGUUAAAUAUCAACAACUGUACUUUUCUCUAGAUGUGACUCUAGAAGUCUUCUGUGACAUCACCUGAACAGAUUUGUUUCCGAGUCAAGAAACGGCUCUAGAACUCAAAGGAUUUUUAGAUUCACACGAUUCAAAUCAUCAGUUUUAUUCUAGAACUCAAACAGAAUGAUUCUAGAGUUCAGACGGCUUCACUGUGUUCAUCAGCUGUUCCAGACUUCGCUAAAAGAAACGUUUGUAAAAUUAAUUCUGGAGUUUUUCGUUUCCCCAGGAGGUUUGACUCUUGAGCCCAUUUAUAUAUGAACGUCUGAACUUCCUUAGAACCUCUUCCUUAGAAGAGUAUGUUCUUCGUUCAGGAAAGGGGAUUCUAGAAUUCUCUGGAACAGAUCAGUUUCAUUGAUCCAGGGUUCGAUUGUGAUGCGAAAAGAUUCUGAACUCCAGAGGAACUUCUCGAUCUUCUAUCUUUGUCCAUGAACUCCAGACAGCGUGAAGACCAAUGAGAGCAGACUUUAACCCCAGCUGCCUGCGUUAUUUUUUCAUAUAUGAUCUCAUUAUUUAUUUAGAAUCGGCACUGACCUCACCGACACUCCGCCUGCUGGCAGGGUGUCUGGAGGGCGGGGCCUCUGUGAGCCACAGCGAGGUCAGACCUGAAACAAGAAGGAAAUACUGAAAAAGCUCAGACCAUGCCCACGACCUUGUCACCGUGACAACACAUCUCCACUUCCAGGUGCUGAUCACAUCUGUAUCAUCAGGGACAGAGACGACUUUGCUGCAGCUUCAGAACCUGGUUCUAAUAUUGGGAGUUUUUUAUUUUUAUUAAUGCUUCAAACAUUAAAAGUAAUACAUUGUU